AUGAAAGGUGCCCAUGACAUCUUUUUCAAUGAUCACGGCAUCAAGUUUGUCUUAGAACAUGCAUGGCGCGAGUUAAGGCAUGACCACAAAUGGUGCAGAGCCUCUGCUCUAAAAGACAGUGCAAGCUCGAAAAGAAAAAAGGUGGAUGAAGGCGGAUCGGCUCAGUCGUCUAACAAUGUGGAGGCCGGAGUCCAUGUAGAUGAUGCUGCAGAGAUGCGACCACCCGGAGUGAAAGCGUCUAAGUCAAAAGCCAAGAAGCAAAACGGCUGUAAAGAAGAAGGUAAGGCACUACUCGAGUUUCAGAACUUGUGGAGUAUUAGGCAACAAGAUUUGGAGUUGAAGGUAGAAAUUGCUAAGAGUAGAAAACAAGAUAUGGAGAUGAAGUCAAAACUUGCUAAGCACAAGACUCUCGACAAUCUCCUAGCGAAGACUGAGCCACUCUCUGACAUCGAAAAUGCCCUCAAGAACAAGUUGAUUUCUGAGUUGUUGUCUUGA
This is a messenger RNA of Eutrema salsugineum, 495 nucleotides long. RefSeq names its product glutathione S-transferase T2-like. The record is from RefSeq and is a predicted model, not a curated record. NCBI's taxonomy places the organism in Eukaryota, Viridiplantae, Streptophyta, Magnoliopsida, Brassicales, Brassicaceae. The transcript has a single exon. Bases 1 to 495 code for a protein of 164 amino acids.